This is a messenger RNA of Python bivittatus (Burmese python), 3087 nucleotides long. RefSeq names its product cysteine sulfinic acid decarboxylase (gene CSAD). The record is from RefSeq and is a predicted model, not a curated record. NCBI's taxonomy places the organism in Eukaryota, Metazoa, Chordata, Lepidosauria, Squamata, Pythonidae. Gene Ontology annotation, biological process: taurine biosynthetic process; carboxylic acid metabolic process. Gene Ontology annotation, molecular function: sulfinoalanine decarboxylase activity; pyridoxal phosphate binding. Gene Ontology annotation, cellular component: cytoplasm.
AUAGCAAUUGGGCAUUAUGUUCGUUCCUUCCUCUAAUGUGGACAGUAAAACUCCUACAAAAUAGUUUUGGUGCAGGCUGAAAAGAGUUUCCUGUGCUGAAAAUAGAGCUGGCAGAAGCGGUGACCAUCUGAAGAAGUGGGAGCUCAUGCUCUCCCUGUGGAAAUAAUUCACCUGUAGGAAGAGCGAAGUCUUCCUGGGAGGGUGAGAGAGAGAGAGAGAGAGAGAGGCAGCGCACCUGACUCUCAUUCACCAAGAGAAGGUGAAGUGUCUGCAGUUGUGCUAUAGAUGCUCGUGCUAGCAAACUGGAACUUUCCUGGAGCUUUGUCACUCUGAAAUCUUGAGUUUGCAAUUUUUAAACUUUCAAGGCUGGAGAAGAUCUCUUUGACAAUGGCGGCAGAAGAUACUUUGUCAUCUCCUGGCUUGGAUCAGGUAGCUGGUGAGACGUUCCUGCAGGAAGCCUUCCAGAUCAUGCUUGAAGAAGGAAUUCGAAAAGGGAUGGAUACCUCUGAAAAGGUGUGUAUUUGGAAGGAACCUGAGGAACUGCAACAAAUUCUGGACCUGGAUCUAAAAGACAGUGGGGAGCCACAUGAAAAGUUGCUGGAACGCUGUCGGGAUGUUAUCAGAUACAGUGUGAAAACAUGUCAUCCACGCUUCUGCAAUCAGCUAUUUUCUGGGCUUGAUCCCCAUGCUCUGGCUGGACGGAUGAUCACAGAGAUGCUCAACACUAGCCAGUACACGUAUGAGAUUGCACCUGUCUUUGUCUUGAUGGAGGAGGUGGUGUUGAAGAAACUGCGAGAGCUGAUUGGCUGGGAAAAAGGCGAUGGAAUCUUCUGCCCCGGAGGGUCCAUCUCCAACAUGUAUGCCAUGAACGUGGCACGGUAUCACCGUUUCCCAGACUGCAAGCAGAAGGGGCAUUGGACAAUACCAAAGCUGGCAGUGUUUACAUCAGAAGAGUGCCACUACUCCAUCCAAAAGGGAGCAGCUUUCUUGGGCAUUGGCACAGAUAAUGUCUACCUUGUAGCAGUGGAUGAAAAAGGGAAAAUGAUCCCUGCUGAUCUGGAGAAACAGAUCAACGAGGCCAAAUCAGAGAGAGCAGUCCCCUUCUUUGUCAAUGCCACCUGUGGCACCACUGUCCUGGGAGCCUUUGACCCCCUGCCUGAGAUUGCAGAGGUGUGCAUGAGACACAAACUCUGGCUCCAUGUGGACGCAGCCUGGGGUGGCAGUGCUCUCCUCUCCCAAAGACACCGGCAUCUUCUGGAUGGGAUUGAGAGGGCAGAUUCGGUGGCUUGGAAUCCCCACAAAAUGCUUAUGACUGGGCUUCAGUGUUCUGCCUUCCUCCUCCGAGACAGCUCUGGCCUGCUGCAGAGAUGUCACUGUGCCCAAGCCACCUACCUCUUCCAGACAGACAAGUUCUACAACAUAGCUUUUGACAGAGGAGACCAAACAAUCCAGUGUGGACGCAAAGUAGAUUGUUUUAAGUUGUGGCUGAUGUGGAAGGCCAAUGGCAGCAAAGGCUUGGAGCAGAGAGUGGAUAGGGCUUUUGCCUACACUAGGUAUCUAGCUGAUGAGAUUAAGAAGAGAGAAGGCUUUCAGCUAGUGAUAGAGCCAGAGUUCAUUAAUCUCUGUUUUUGGUACGUACCUCCCAGUCUACGAGGGCAAGAAGGCUGUGCCGAUUACUGGCUGAAACUGGGGAAGGUAGCUCCACUGAUCAAGGAGCAGAUGAUGAAGAAAGGAUCCAUGAUGGUGGGCUACCAGCCACACGGCAAAAGGGCGAACUUCUUCCGCCAGGUGGUCACCAAUCCGGCAGUCACCAGAGAGGAUCUGGAUUUCUUCCUUGAUGAAAUUGAGAGGCUUGGCAGAGACCUGUAGAUGGUGUUUGCACGUUGUGUUUAGCUGUACAACGCAGAUUGGAACAAUUAAGCAUUUUAUUCAAAAGCAAGACAACAUAUUACUUUCAAUCACUGCACACCAACCAUGCACAGGGGCCAUGAGCAGGUACCACUAGUGUGGUGUGUUUGCUGCUGCUCAACCAUUCUACAGACAAAUGCGUUGUGAAGAUGUAACAGUAGUCUGUGUGCCCUGCUACCCAUACUUUUUCACUGAAAUCCAUUUCUGUAAUGGUGGGCUGUUUCCAGAAUUAAGGCAAAUGUAUGCUUCAAUUUCUCCACUGCUUUCUGCCAAAAAACAAGGAAAGCUUAGGACUAUCAAAUGUGGGCUCCAAAAUCCAACAGUCCCUAGAUAGCAGCAAAUAGAUAGAGAAAACUCCAUCUCUUUGCUGCCAUCUAGUGGUUUGGAAUUUGGCAGCUCAGAAUGGAGAACUGUAACUUCCUAGUGAUUAUUAAUUCUGGCUUCACCUCGGCUCUGUCUGAAUCAACAUAAUGCUUUUCCAUGGGCAUCUGGUAUACCUUUCAGUAGCCCUUCUCUUCUUGAAAAGGAGCAGCUUGAGAAUGAGAAAUGACUGAUGCUGUUUUAAGGGGUUAGCAGAGCAAGAAUACAGCGUCUCAGCCUCUCGAGCCCUGCUUUGAUUAUGCGCCGGCACGUCGUGUCGACUCUUAAUGACCACAUAAAUAGAUUUUCUCCAUGAUGAUCUGUCCCUAACCUGAUCUUUCAGGUUUUCCAACAGUACAUCCCCCAGUUCCUGCUGUGUUGCCUCAUCGUGGCUGGGGGUGUUCCUGGGAGGGAUGAGCAAAGAACAUUGGGAGUGCGUGCCAAGAGUAUAUAUUCCCAGCAGGGUCACCCAAGGUGUGACGGUGCAGGCACCUAUGUUGGGCAGCGACAGUAUAGGAAGAUGCUGGAGGCAGAAGACUGCUUUAGUGACAGCAGCAAAGGCAUCAUUUCAUACUGUGCGGGAAAAGGCAACGGUAAACCACUCCUGUAUGUUUACCAAGAAAACCAAAUGGACAAGCCCUGCUUUAGAAGACCAAAAAUGAACAGUUCUACUUUUUGGACAAAUUUAGAGGAAACUAACUUUUCCUUCUAUUUUUCAAGUAAGGUUUAAUUAAAAUCUAUUCUACAUCCUUCUCUCUCUCUUUGUGCUUUUGGGUCAGUGUUGACUCCUGGUGACUGGACAAGUCCCUGCAGUUUUCU